Piliocolobus tephrosceles (Ugandan red Colobus) is the source of this 1774-nucleotide messenger RNA. It is a transcript of the gene CLDN14, whose product is annotated as claudin 14. Gene Ontology annotation, molecular function: structural molecule activity. Bases 710 to 1429 code for a protein of 239 amino acids. Lineage: Eukaryota; Metazoa; Chordata; Mammalia; Primates; Cercopithecidae. Gene Ontology annotation, cellular component: bicellular tight junction; membrane. The transcript is spliced from 2 exons. The record is from RefSeq and is a predicted model, not a curated record.
AGCAGAAAAACCCAAAGCAGUGUGGGGACAACCACCAGGUGGUGGCUCAGAGGAGGACAUAGUCGCUGUGGGCAGGUGGUCAGGGCGCAGGAGGGAAUGAGCUAUGGAUUUUUAGUAAUCUACAAGAAUCAGGCAGUUCCAGGACACAGGGAAGUGAGUGUAAAGAGCCAAUGGACCCAGAGCCAAGAGCCUGGGCAGGCGUGGGCUGGACUCUGGACGCCCUGCAACCCUGCCAGGCUGGGAAGGGGAGGCUUGAUCCUGAGGGCGUGUUAGGAAAGAGAUGCCCAGGUUCCAGUGUACUGCGCAUUUUUUUUCCACAGUGCAGAAAUGACAUUUCUGGUUGGUCUAGAAUGUCUGCUCUGGCCAAGCCACCUCCUCUCAUGCUAGUUAACCAAGUGGCACGUGUGCCCACGCAGGCCGUUCUAAGGAACACUAUAAUUGUCUAGGCAAUUUUCUCUCAAAUACUCCGGCCUGGAAGCGUCCGGUCAGCAGAAGAGGGAAGGCAGGAGGGUGGCAGCAUUCUGGCUGAGUCCUCUUGUACAUGGGAGCUGGAGUCCAGCCAGGCUCCAGAGCGGCUCCGGCUGGCAAGGGACCUGAACAGGAAGAUGGGACUCGAGGUUUUCUGCAUGGCUCCAGCCGGCACCUGAGGAGCGGCGUGAGCUCGAGGGCCCAGGGCGCUGCCCGGCUGGCCUAGGCAGGCAGCCGCACCAUGGCCAGCACGGCCGUGCAGCUCCUGGGCUUCCUGCUCAGCUUCUUGGGCAUGGUGGGCACGCUGAUCACCACCAUCCUGCCUCACUGGCGAAGGACGGCGCAUGUGGGCACCAAUAUCCUCACGGCCGUGUCCUACCUGAAAGGGCUCUGGAUGGAGUGCGUGUGGCACAGCACAGGCAUCUACCAGUGCCAGAUCUACCGGUCCCUGCUGGCGCUGCCCCAAGACCUCCAGGCUGCCCGUGCCCUCAUGGUCAUCUCCUGCCUGCUCUCGGGCAUAGCCUGUGCCUGCGCGGUCAUCGGGAUGAAGUGCACGCGCUGCGCCAAGGGCACACCCGCCAAGACCACCUUCGCCAUCCUCGGCGGCUCCCUCUUCAUCCUGGCUGGCCUCCUGUGCAUGGUGGCUGUCUCCUGGACCACCAACGACGUGGUGCAGAAUUUCUACAACCCGCUGCUGCCCAGUGGCAUGAAGUUCGAGAUUGGCCAGGCCCUGUACCUGGGCUUCAUCUCCUCGUCCCUCUCGCUCAUUGGUGGCACCCUGCUUUGCCUGUCCUGCCAGGACGAGGCACCCUACAGGCCCUACCAGGCCCCGCCCAGGGCCACCACAGCCACCGCCACCACCGCACCUGCCUACCAGCCACCAGCGGCCUACAAAGACAACCGGGCCCCCUCAGUGACCUCGGCCACGCACAGCGGGUACCGGCUGAACGACUAUGUGUGAGUCCCCACGGCCUGCUUCUCCCCCGGGCCACUGUGGGCUGGGUCCCUGGCAGGACUGUCAAUGGAGGCAGGGGUUCCAGCACAAAGUUUACUUCUGGGCGAUUUUUGUAUCCAAGGAAAUAAUGUGAACGCAAGGAAAUGUCUUUAGAGCACAGAGACAGGGGGCAAUAAGAGGAGGAGAAAGCUCUCUAUACCAAAGACUGAAAAAACAUCCUCUGUUUUUGUAUUUAUUAUAUGUAUUUAUGUGGGUGAUUUGAUAAUAAGUUUAAUAUAAAGUGGCUUGGGAGUUUGGUCAGUGGGGUUGGUUUGUGAUUCAGGAAUAAACCUUGUGGCUGUGGCUGUUGAU